Molecule: messenger RNA, 970 nt
Organism: Cantharellus anzutake
Lineage: Eukaryota; Fungi; Basidiomycota; Agaricomycetes; Cantharellales; Hydnaceae
Exons: 2
Coding region: 395-616 (73 amino acids)
Source: RefSeq, a predicted model, not a curated record
UCUUGGGAAUGUGAUCUGAAAUCUGUUUCAUUUUCAUUUGGUCACGUAAAUAUCAUCGUAAACGUCCACAGAUAGCCCUUCUGGAAGGUUGGGAGCAUCCCAGCUCUUCGAAAUGAUCCUCCCGCCAGAAAUGCCACGAGUCACAGCAGAGUAUGCGAACGCACCGCGCAAUGACUUCACACAAGGACGUCAUCAAGCAUUGGCACUAGGGUCGAAUAGCUCUCAGGACAUGUAUGUAAACACGUGUGCAAACGACACAACUGGUUUGAAGUGGUUGUGAUUCUCCACCAAGACAUCGUGGACCCUGAACUUCCCUGACGGCUGAAGCGGACCAUGGACGCCGUUGACAGGAGAAAUUUAUGAUGCCAAGGGAUAAGUUUCGGAUCAAAGUUAGAUGUUCUGGCCCUGGGGUUGUGAGGUUUGGUUCAACGCUGCCCUUUACGAUAGUGUGGCUGCAGACAACUCAUCGGAGGGGAACGUGUCGAAACGAACUUCGACACGCGGUGGAUUAGACGGAAGGGGUAAAACCUUGGACAGUCAGGGGAAGAUCCGGUAUGAUAGACACCCUGCAGUCAGGGUGGAAGUCACGAGUCCGCCGUCAAAGGGUGUUCAGUAGCGGAAUAGUGCCUCUGUCGCCAGACGCGCUUCCGAAUCAUCCGUUAGUGAGAUUCAGGUGAAUUAGGUAUGGGACCCAGUUAGCUGGCGAACAACUAUCCGGGCGACCGGGGGCACCAUACAUCGCUCCUUACUAUAGUCCGCCCCACUAGGCGACGACUAGAAGCCCGGAAAACCAGAAUGUGAGAAAAUUCCUCUCCCCACUCGCCUGCGAGGAGAGAAAGAUAGGGGGAUUUGGGAUGUGGUCGUCAAAUGCUGGUCAUAAUCUUGACACCUUGGAGGUGUAUCCGACUGAACGCGCGGGUCCUUGGACAGCGCUCACUUCUGGCUUGGGCGUUGAAUUUGGGAUCAUCCA